GUCAAGAACGAGUUUGUUAGUGAUCUUAUAAUUUUUUAUCACUGUUCUAAAAUGGACAAUGCUUAGUUGUUUUUAAAAAUCAAAUCACAUAAAUCCAUUUUUAAACAAUAGUUAGAAAAAUUUACAUAAAAAAAUGGGUGGAAAAUACAGUAGUAUGGACCCAAUGGAUGUGGAAGUACCUGAAAUAAAUAAAUUAUUUGAACGUGAUGGCUAUUUACGUCCAUAUGAAAAAGAAAUACGACGCAGGUAUGCAUGUUUUAAGGACUCAAUUGAGAAAAUUGAAUCGCAAGAUGGGGGUGUACAAGAAUUUACGAGAGGUUAUCGAUAUUUCGGUAUGAAUGUUAAUGAAGAUAAUUCAGUGACAUGCCGGGAAUGGGCUCCUGGCGCUCAACAAUUGUUUUUAACAGGAGAUUUCAAUGAUUGGAAUCGCACUAGUCAUCCCUAUAAAAGACUGGAAUUUGGUAAAUGGGAAUUACAUAUCGCUGCCAAAGAAGAUGGAUCGUGUCCAAUAAAUCAUUUAUCAGAAGUCAAACUUGUUGUUCAAAAACCAGACGGUACAUUACUCGACCGUCUAUCACCAUGGGCAUCAUACGUGCUACAACCCCCACUUCACGAGAGUCUCACAUUCAAACAACGGCUAUGGAAUCCACCCAAAUCUGAAAGAUACACCUUUAAACAUCCAAAAGCACAACGUCCAAAAAGUUUGAGAAUAUAUGAGUGCCAUGUAGGAAUUGGAACACCUGAUCCAAAGAUUGGAACUUACAAGGAAUUUGCACAGAAUGUGGUACCCAGAAUAGUAAAACAAGGAUACAAUGCAAUUCAAUUAAUGGCCAUAAUGGAACAUGCAUAUUACGCAAGUUUUGGAUAUCAAGUUACCAGUUUUUUCGCUGCAUCUAGUCGUUAUGGAACACCAGAAGAAUUAAAAGAAUUAGUUGACACAGCCCACGCAGCUGGUUUAUUUGUAUUGUUAGAUAUUGUUCACUCGCAUGCCAGUAAGAAUGUCGCUGAUGGAUUAAAUCAAUUUGAUGGAACUAAUUCCUGUUAUUUUCAUGAUGGAGCACGAGGGGAACACUCUUUAUGGGACAGUCGUCUGUUCAAUUAUUCCGAAUUGGAAGUUAUGCGUUUCUUGUUAUCGAAUUUACGUUGGUAUGCCGAUGAGUAUGGUUUCGAUGGAUUCCGUUUCGAUGGUGUCACAUCCAUGUUAUAUCAUUCACGUGGUAUUGGCCAAGGAUUCAGUGGCAACUAUGAUGAAUAUUUUGGCUUGAAUGUGGAUACAGAAGCUGUUAUUUAUUUGAUGUUAGCCAAUCACAUCUUACAUUACCUAUUCCCAAACAUGAUUACAAUUGCUGAGGAUGUGUCUGGAAUGCCAGGUACAUGUAGACCAGUGAGCGAAGGAAGUUUAGGAUUUGAUUAUCGUUUAGGAAUGGCUAUUCCUGAUAAAUGGAUUGAAUUGGUUAAGGAGUAUACAGAUGAAGCAUGGAAUAUGGGAAAUAUUGUACAUACUUUGUCAAAUCGUCGAUGGGAAGAGAAAACUAUUGCGUAUGCUGAAUCUCAUGACCAAGCACUUGUUGGAGAUAAAACUUUAGCAUUUUGGUUAAUGGACAAAGAAAUGUACACACACAUGUCCACAUUAUCACCUCCAUCGGAUAUCAUUGAUCGUGGAAUCGCUCUCCAUAAAUUAAUACGAUUAAUCACACAUGGUUUGGGUGGUGAAGGUUACCUAAAUUUUAUGGGUAAUGAAUUUGGACAUCCUGAAUGGUUAGAUUUUCCACGACAAGGCAAUAAUAAUUCAUAUCAUUAUGCGCGACGUCAGUUUAAUUUAGCCGAUGAUCCACUUCUCAAAUAUAAAUAUUUGAAUUCCUUCGAUGCAGCUAUGAAUCAUUUGGAGGAGAAAUAUGGGUGGCUUCAUUCGAAUCCAGGUUACGUUUCAAUGAAACAUGAAUCAGAUAAAGUAAUUGCAUUUGAACGUGCCGGUUUAGUAUUUGUAUUUAAUUUCCAUCCAAAUCAAAGUUUCUCCGACUAUGCAGUGGGUGUUGAGGAACCUGGUGAAUACAAGGUUGUAUUAUCGUCAGAUGAUUCACAAUUUGGUGGAUACGAUCGUAUUGAUCAUAAAGUGCCGCAUUUCACUAUUCCUGAUGGUUAUGCAGGACGUAGAAAUAGAAUGUUGGUAUACAUCCCUUGCCGAACUGCAACUGUUUAUGGAAAAGUCUGAUAGUUAUAUAGUUUAUAUUUUGAAGUUACAUAUUUUUCAAAAGAGUGUAUUGUUUUAUUGAAAUACAAAUUUUUUAAAGCGUUUUCAAAA
Molecule: messenger RNA, 2302 nt
Organism: Chrysoperla carnea
Lineage: Eukaryota; Metazoa; Arthropoda; Insecta; Neuroptera; Chrysopidae
Gene: AGBE
Product: 1,4-alpha-glucan-branching enzyme
Exons: 11
Coding region: 134-2212 (692 amino acids)
Biological process (GO): glycogen biosynthetic process
Cellular component (GO): cytoplasm
Molecular function (GO): cation binding; 1,4-alpha-glucan branching enzyme activity; hydrolase activity, hydrolyzing O-glycosyl compounds
Source: RefSeq, a predicted model, not a curated record